Molecule: messenger RNA, 582 nt
Organism: Sinocyclocheilus rhinocerous
Lineage: Eukaryota; Metazoa; Chordata; Actinopteri; Cypriniformes; Cyprinidae
Product: vitamin K-dependent protein C-like
Exons: 1
Biological process (GO): proteolysis
Molecular function (GO): serine-type endopeptidase activity
Source: RefSeq, a predicted model, not a curated record
CAGAAGAUCGUGCUCCACCCUCACUUCCACGACUACACCUUCGACAGCGACAUCGCUCUGCUGUAUCUGUCCCGUCCCGUGGCUCGGGGUCCGUUCUCCGUCCCGGCCUGCCUUCCCGAUGCCAACCUGGCCACGCGGCUGCUGAGGCCCGGAGAGCAGGGCCUGGUGUCGGGGUGGGGGUCCACGGGCUUCCUGCGGCGCUCCUCCCGCUUCCUGAGGAAGGUGCUGCUCCCGGUGGCUGAUCAGAUGAACUGCAUCAACUCCACCGAGCACGUCAUCACGGACAACAUGUUCUGCGCCGGAUACCUGAUGGAGGAGAUGGACGCCUGCACAGGGGACAGCGGAGGGCCCUUCGUGGUCAACUACAGGGGCACCUGGUUCCUGGCCGGCGUGGUGAGCUGGGGCGAGAGAUGCGCCGCCGAGGGCAAAUACGGCGUUUACACCAGACUCGGAAACUACUUACCCUGGAUACGUGAGGAGAUGAUGAAAGAGGAAUCGGGACGCAGCCGGAACAAAUCCACUACUGAAGCCCCAUAACCUAUACGGCAAAACAAAUAGAGUUUCAAAAAUAUUUUUAAUAAU